Molecule: messenger RNA, 1090 nt
Organism: Psylliodes chrysocephalus
Lineage: Eukaryota; Metazoa; Arthropoda; Insecta; Coleoptera; Chrysomelidae
Source: the annotation of a GenBank genome assembly
AAGAUACAGUGUGUUUCAGAAUAAAGUACCGUACACUGGUAAUCUUAAAUAAUUAUUAAGAAAAGUUAAAUAUAAUUUUCCUGUAAAUGUCCCAGUUUUAAUUCUACAGUGUGAUAAAGUGAAUUUCAUACAUACAUAUUUUUCUAAAUAUCUUCCCUUACGAUGGUAAAAUGGUUGCAUGAUCUAUAUAUUUUGGAUAACGAAAUAAUCAAUUUAAAAUUAAACAUCAACAUUCCCAGAGAAUUUUUGAAAAUGAGAAUAGAAACUACUUCUGCGAGCAUUUUAUCUUUCUCAACAGCAAUUUUUAUAUUUGUAGUCGAUAUUUUGUGUUUUUAUCCAACUAGUUUCGACAAAUUUUUCAGUAAUGUUAAUUACUGCGUUCCAACGUUGGCUGCUAACGUAAUGUUUUUAAAAUUUUUUUGCUUGUUACUUGUGUUGAGAAGAAGAUACCAAUGGAUUAACAAAGGAAUUUCGGAUUGGAAAGAUCGAUUUAAUGAUGGUCAUAAUACAGGGAUUUAUGAAACUGAUAUAUUUCUUAUAAAAAAAUUUCAGGCUGUGUAUUUUAAUGAAAAACAUCUAGCUAUGUUGGACAAUCUUCGUAUGAAACAUUUUCGAUUACAUACUUUAACUGAUGAACUACUACAAAUGUUUUCCUCUCCUCUGUUAUUUUCUUUUCUGCAAAUGUUUAUUUCAUUUCAAGUCUACACUCUCUAUUUUAUCAAAUUGCCGACUACGCAAUUUGCCCAAAAAACAACCUCGCUAUAUCAAUUUUUUGGCAAAGGAAAUAUUGUAAUUGCCGGAAUACAGUUGGUUUUCCUAGGCGUUGCAGGGUCUCUGAUAUCUGUAGAGGCUCACAGAACUGGUUCUAUUUUGAAUAAUAUUAAAAGCAAUGCUGAGGCCAUCGAUGAAUAUGUAAAAUAUUUUAUAUGUCAACUUUUUCAUAAUAAAGUAGAAAUAACAGCUUAUAAUAUAUUUGUAAUACGGAUUUCUUUAAUAUUUCAGGUCGCUAGUUCGCUAACAUCAUAUCUAGUACUGUGCAUACAACUACAUAUCUAGAUGGUACAACUACUGCUAUUUCAAAGAAUCACAG